AGAGCGUAAGACUAGUCGUUGGUGAUUUAUAUAGAAGGGCACGAUGACUGGCCGUUGAGUCCUGUUUUCCCAGAAAACAAACACGGAGAGAUUUAACUCGAACACUUUCCUCUCUCUCUCUAGAAUUAUUUUCUCUCUCUGCUUUUACAACCAUGGAUGAUCCGUCUAAGGAAGAGGGACCACGAGUACUGAAAGUCCUCGAAGCUCUCAAACAAGCUUCCCACGAACUACAAGCCCAUCCCAGACAGGAUUUCGAUGAACCCAACUCGUCCGCCAUUAAAGCUCUGCUCGAGCUCGAGACCGAGUCGGACACGAUCCUAUCUAAAGACCCAAAUCUGUCUAUCCUCUCCCAACACCUUACCAGCCUCAAAAACCUCGUCGAGACCUUCCAGAAAUGCCGAGGCCACCUCAGCAUCCGUUCCUUCCUGACCCGCCGAGUCUCGACCCACUCCAUAUCUCGGGUUGCGGGGUCGAUCGAGAACGAGAUUCAGGCGUGGAUCGAUCGAGAGAGCGUCGAGAAUCUGACUUGGGUUCUGCGAGAACCCGGGAACAACAAGGAAGAAGAGACGGUGAGGCUGUUGACGCAGUUCGAAGACCGACUCGCCGAAGGGUUCAAUCGGGAAUUGCAAGAUCUGAUACUGAAAUCCAAGGUGUUCUCGCUGCUGGAAUCUACUCUCUGCGACCCCGAUUCGUCGAAAAGGAUUCGAGAACACUCUGCGUUCGCAAUCGGGGCAUUGAUUCGGUUCAACAAGGACGUUUUCGUGGGUCAGGUGCUGAUGGGUCCGACAACUCGAGCUCUGAUAACAAUGGCUUCCCCGCAUUCGAUCAAAGUCCUCUGUUUCCUGAUCAGGUCGAUCAAAUCCCCUCUCGUCGAUGUGAUCGAGUCAAACGGAGAAAUACCCAGAAUCAUAGCUUUCUUGAAUUGCCAAGACGUACAGGUACGGGUCAUGGCCAUGGACUGCAUUCUGGAAAUAGGUUAUUUCGGGAGGAAGGAAGCCAUUGAUGCGAUGCUGGAGGAGGGUUUGAUAAAGAAGCUCGUGGAAUUGCAGAGAUCGGAAUUGGGUGGGGAUUUGAUCGAAUUAGGUCGGUAUAGUAGUAAGAAUGAGAAUGAAAAGGAAAACAGAGAAGUUUCUGCUGAUGGGGUUGAGCUGGGGAAGAAGAGAAGAGAAAGCAGGGAAAGGAGGUUCUUGGAGAGCCAUCCGUUUGCGAGCUGUGUAGCGAGAUUCGCAGUGCAAUUGGAGGUUGGAGAAGGAUUGAGGCAAAGAGAGAGAAGGGCUUUCAAGCAGCAGAUAGUGGUCAGAGUAAGAGAAGCCUCUGCUUCUGAUGCUGAAGCUGCUACCAUCGUUGCUGAGGUUUUGUGGGGUGCUUCACCUUGAAGAUUGUG
Ziziphus jujuba (common jujube) is the source of this 1384-nucleotide messenger RNA. RefSeq lists its product as uncharacterized. Lineage: Eukaryota; Viridiplantae; Streptophyta; Magnoliopsida; Rosales; Rhamnaceae. Bases 153 to 1376 code for a protein of 407 amino acids. The record is from RefSeq and is a predicted model, not a curated record. The transcript has a single exon.